Messenger RNA from Venturia canescens, 4245 nucleotides. RefSeq names its product Reduction in Cnn dots 1 (gene Rcd1). Gene Ontology annotation, cellular component: NSL complex. The transcript is spliced from 8 exons. The record is from RefSeq and is a predicted model, not a curated record. Gene Ontology annotation, biological process: positive regulation of transcription by RNA polymerase II. NCBI's taxonomy places the organism in Eukaryota, Metazoa, Arthropoda, Insecta, Hymenoptera, Ichneumonidae. The coding region runs from base 269 to 3700 and encodes 1143 amino acids.
CACCGAAAACCGAAAUCAAUUAAUUGCAUAACCUACAAAACAAACUCGGGUGAACUCGACUGUGCGUAGCAGCAUUUAUGGAGUUUAUUCAAUAAAUCGUAAUCAAAUCAUAGGGCGGAUGAAUCAUUUAAAAGUAGAGCGCAAUUUAUUGGGAAGUGUAACUCCUAAAAGGUGAAGCUUUAAAAAUAUGAACAAGCCUGUUAUGUAAUUCGCGCUCCUAGAAGACGAAUACGAGUGUUCACAGUGUUUCGUUGACAUCUCGACUGGAAUGUUGUCCUCGACGUCAUCGACGUCGUCUGCAGGGACUGGCGUCCCCGCGUCUACAAGCGUUCCUUCCCUCAUGCCAGCGAGUCCGAGUGGAGAAAUUUGUGAUGAAAGUUCUAACAAAUUCGCGUUGUAUUUGAAUCGGCUGGCUGGUUACACUGACGAUGAGGAACAUUAUAUUUUAAAGGAUCACUGCUACGCAAGGCCAUGGAACUGGAAACCAGAGAAUAUUUAUGUGAAACCAGCAAAAAAAAUAUUCUUCAGCAAGUCUGUAGACUCAAAACGAGUAAAACAAAAUUGGGAUGAAUAUGUUGAAGUGGAGGAAUGUCCAGUGGAGGAUUCUCUCCCCAAGCUUUAUGACUUGACUCGAAGUCGUCUUCAGAUGGACGAGUUCCAACGGCUGGCAAAUUUUGCUCGACCGGAGGAAGACGACGGCGAUUGGGAGGAGAAAAUUGAAAAAAUUUUAUGGCUGCCGGUUCAUCAUCGAAUAUUUUCUAAAGUCAUGAGGAUUCUGACGUCAGAGCGAUUGGCACGCUUGGCAAAAUCCAAUUGUUCAACAGAGCCCAUAUUUAGACGUAACUCGGUGGAUACCGCGGCGAGAAGAUUCCGUGAAACUCUGGCUUCUACCGGCUGGAAUUCCAAGACAACACAAUGGCUACAUGGACUUCUCUUUGAACAUUUGCCUCGAGAGUAUCUGGCAAUUUAUCUUGACAUUUUGCAAACGUUGAGAGUAAAAAUACCCCAACUGAUUGAUAGAAUGAUGUCUGUGCAACCCAGUAUUAAUGGAAAAUCAGGAUCUAUCACGUGGGAAACUCUCGGAUCGCUUCUAAAAAGAUCUUGGGAUCCUCUCGCAUCAUCUCUCAACUCUCAUAGACCGACAAAAUUACCGGGUAAUCCGAUCUUAAUAGUCGCUCCAUCGGGUAUCAAUACUAACGUUUCUUCUCGACAACAUAAAUGGAUCACUCAAUUGGGCAAUCUCGGUAUGGUUGUUAACGUUCAUACGCAUUUGGGGCUUUCAGCGAAUAGAAUGACGAUGAUGACUUGUAUGGAGCAACUCGUUCAAGCCACGAGAGCCAAAAUACAAGAUGUUAGAGUAGAUUGCCCUGGUAGACCGAUCAUUAUGAUUGGCUUUAACAGCGGAGCUGCUCUGGCUUGUCAGGUAGCGCAAAUGGAGCAUGUUACUGCAGUAAUAUGUCUGGGAUUUCCAUUCACGACGGUGGAAGGAAAGCGCGGAACAGCGGACGAUACUCUGAUGGACAUGAGAUGUCCAGUCAUGUUCGUAAUCGGUGAAAACGCAAGUUUGGUAGCGCCAAGUGAUUUGGAGGAUGUGAGAGAGAAAAUGUUGGUUGAGACGAGCCUCUUGGUGGUAGGAACUGCGGACGAUCAUUUGAGAAUAACAACAGCUAAAAAAAUAUCGGAUGGUAUAACGCAGGCUAUUGUUGAUCGAUGUAUUAUGAACGAAAUCGGUGAUUUUGUCGCGAGUAUAUUGUUGCAACCGCAUCCGCUCCCUUUGCGUCCGGUUUCAUUGCCGAGUUGUGAAAAUACAAGAACUACGAAGAAGGAACCGCGCAAGAGGAAAAUCUCCACGAGCAGCUCCGUCGACAGCGAGUCCAACUCACCGAACGUUAAAAAAUCUCGACCGCCAACUCCCGUCACAUCCUUCACAAUGUCUUCGAACAACACAGCUCCGAUCUCCGUCGGCCCGAGGCCCUUACCUCUCGGAAUUUCACAAUCGACUCAUACAGCUUGCGUAUCGACUGGAGUUUCAUCUAGCGCGACUCAAACUCCGAUACAAAGGAAAAAAACCAAAGUCCCCAAUUUUCAGAAAUACAGUUUCUCUGAUAAAAUCAUUUCAUCGAGAAGCUGCUCUCAGCAAACCACGUGUUCCAACGGUGGAAUAACGCUCAAUAUCGGAUCUCUCGCAAGUUUAGCUCCAAUAGGCCCCAUAAAACUCACACCGACUGGAAUGGCUCAAUCUCUCACUCCUGCGCUCAACACUAAUCUCAAAGGAACUCUUACCUCUCGAUCGCCAAUGACUUUGGCGAAAAUCCCUAAAAUUGUACAAACAAAAAUGCCUCAGCUAAUGAACACGAAAAAUAAAACGAACCUCCAGAUUCCGGGAAAAGGUCUCUCGAAAGUUAUUCCUCCGAAUUACAACGCUAGCGGAAAUGACCUUAAAUCUGUCAACUCUACAACUACGAUUGCUGCUAAUGCAGCGUCGCAGACUAAAAUGAGUGUGAACACGAGUACGAGCGGAUCCUUGACAGCAUUGCUACAAUCCGGUAAAAAUACUCUUGGAGUCGUUGGUACGAAUACGAUGACGUCACACGGUAUUCCCACAUCAUCCGGAAGCAUUCUUCUAACAUCGGCUAUUGGAAGCGGUUCAAUAUCCAGUACAAUGUCUUCGGCACCAACCCCAAAAGUGACGGAGAUGGGGACAGGGAUCGAUGGGGAAACGAACGAGUGCAGACUUUCAGGGAAUUCACCAAUGAAAAAUCAUCAGUCUGAUUGUUUGGGAGGAUCGUCGCCAAUGCUGUUACCAAUAACGAAUAAAACGCCAAUAACGAUAUUGCCCAUGUCGGGUCAAAGGGCUAAAACAUUGGGGAAGAGUCAUUCGAAGGCAGUGCCAAAAAUCACGUUGAACAGUCACAAUCUUCAUAAAUCUCAUUCUGUUGUACAAUCGUCGUUGUCGUUGAAGAAGAGUUUGGACAUAGACGAAGAUCUUGGCAAUAUUCUCGACAUUCCAAUAAUAUUUGCCAAGGACGGUGAUAAUCUUGGUUUGAUAGAAAAAGUCCCAACACCACCGAGGCAAAUUCACGUUUCAACAAACGUCGACACAGUGGAAAAGACCGUCAAGCGAUUAGGUCCAACGACGAAAGUUGUUCUCAUAAGCAACAAACAAGACAAGACAAAAAGUAUGAACCAACCGAGCUCGAAUUUUGUUAGACCUUCGAUCAACAAUCAAACGGUUACGUCUCAUCAAGUCAUUCUACAUCCACGCUCUUCGCAGACUCAAUCCCCCAUUUCCAUUGGCACUGACUGGCAUGGUUUACCUUUACAAACGAUAUCACGAUCCGGUAACCAACCUACCAUCAAAUAUACCAAGAUUAUAUUAGCCAAAAGAAAUUCUGAUCUCUCCAUCAAUUCAAAUAAAAAUGAACCAAUUGUUCUGACAAAAACUAUGCCGAAAGCAGCAAACGUGACGAUUCAAGAGAAAACUGAACACAGAUACGCUGCUCAAAUUCCUAUGACUUCAACAACUUCCAGUUCACAAGUUAACGAUACACUGGAAAUCGAAGAUGUUAUCAAAACCAAUAUCAUCGAACGGAAGUUCAUAAACAUACCGGAAAUCGAUUUGACCUCACCGAUCAAGAAUCAAGCCGUCGAAGAAGGUUUGUCCUCGACGAGUGUUUCUCACCAAAGUGAUACUGGCUGAACUUUUUCAUUCAAGAGAUCACUCCGAGUUGUUUCCUUCUGCGUCGGUUUGCUAGCACAAAUGUAUGAACAAACGACGCUAUUGAAUUAUUUAUUAACAGAAUUAUCUGUUACUUCGAACACUGGCAGAUUUGCAUGUAGAUUCAAGCUUCAAAAUUUUAUUAAAUCACGUGUAAUAGAAUAUGAACGAUUUUUUAAAUUUAACAUAUUAAAGAAAAACGUAUUUUCUGAAAAGCAUCGAUGUAAACUUCAGUAAUACGAAAUACGACUGAUGUACGAAGCUCAUAGAGGUUAAUUUUUUUUACUAUAAACCGUCGAAUGUCGGAAGCUUUAUGAAAUUAGUGAAAUUAAUCGCCAUACGUGACUUCUCAAAAAAAUAGACAUUUAUUUCGAGACAUUCCAUUUUGUAUUUUCUCACACGUUUAUGGAGCUGAAUUUUCUUUUGCAUGUGUUGAUGCAAAGUUCCUUGGAAUGUAUAGUCUGUAAUAAAAUGAUUUGACAGGCUGUAACACUUGUCAAAAAAGUCAAUAAAGUGCUGAUUAUUUA